AUGGAGUACAGAGACAUCAGCUAUGUUCCGGCGUUGUACAAAAUCUUCGAUGAGAUCCUGGUCAAUGCUGCUGAUAAUCUGCAACGAGAUUCGAAAAUGAAGGCUAUCAAGGUCGACAUUGACCGUUCCAAAGGAAGGAUCAAGGUGUGGAAUGAUGGAAAAGGAAUUCCCAUACAGCUGCACAAGAAGUACAAGGUCUUUGUGCCGGAGCUGGUGUUCGGUCACCUGCUGACCAGCGACAACUACGACGACUCUGAGCGAAAGGUUACUGGAGGUCGCAACGGAUAUGGUGCAAAGCUCACCAAUGUCUUUAGCAGGAAAUUUGUGAUCGAGACUGCAGGUGGUGGGAAGAAGUACAAGCAAGAGUGGACUGGCAACAUGAGCAAGAAGGGAAAGCCGCAGGUCACCAAAGGAUCUUCUGCAGCAUCCUAUACGUCCGUGGAGUUCUGGCCAGACCUGAGCAAGUUCGGGAUGAAGGAGCUUGAG
Molecule: messenger RNA, 486 nt
Organism: Symbiodinium necroappetens
Lineage: Eukaryota; Dinophyceae; Suessiales; Symbiodiniaceae
Source: the annotation of a GenBank genome assembly